UCUAACCCCACAUGUAGCUCCACCUUAACAGUCACGUACUAGAUCCACCUUUCUCUCUCCAUCCAGUACGGUUAAGAAGUAUAAAUACAUCUGAUAAACAGCCGACAAUGAACACUUAUCAAACAUACGAGCAGACAGGUGACUUCUCUUUUAACUUCAACAGACCUUGUGACAAUGGCUAAGAUUUGUGGAGGAUGGAGUGAGCCACAGGAGGCCACUGAGGAAACUCAGAAGAUUUGUGAUCAGGUGAAGGACCAAGUGGAGAAAAUCACAGACCAGAAGCAUCAGGUAUACAAAGCAGUUCUAUACAGGGAACAGGUUGUGGCUGGACAGAACUUCCUCAUCAAGGUUUUUGCUGGAGAAGACGACUACCUCCACCUGUUUGUCUUUAGAGCACUUCCGUGUGAUGGAGGCAGGAUUGAGCUUAACGGUGUGGAGCAGCACAGAACCAAAGGAGACCCCCUCGAACCUUUUAUGAACUGAUUAAACAACCUGUUUCAACAGUUGAGAAGAGGCUGCGGCCUCAUAUUAAAAAGUGUUCUACUUCUUAGACCUGGAAGGAUUUUACAUUGAAUUUAAAUGGAACAACACAUUGAAAAUAUUUUGUUUGGGAAGCACCAUGUUGAAUGUACAACCUUCUACUGAAAU
Messenger RNA from Gasterosteus aculeatus aculeatus (three-spined stickleback), 648 nucleotides. RefSeq names its product cystatin-B-like. The record is from RefSeq and is a predicted model, not a curated record. Gene Ontology annotation, molecular function: cysteine-type endopeptidase inhibitor activity. NCBI's taxonomy places the organism in Eukaryota, Metazoa, Chordata, Actinopteri, Perciformes, Gasterosteidae. Gene Ontology annotation, cellular component: cytosol.